Amborella trichopoda is the source of this 1004-nucleotide messenger RNA. Its product is annotated as syntaxin-132. Lineage: Eukaryota; Viridiplantae; Streptophyta; Magnoliopsida; Amborellales; Amborellaceae. Gene Ontology annotation, cellular component: plasma membrane; endomembrane system; SNARE complex. The record is from RefSeq and is a predicted model, not a curated record. Gene Ontology annotation, molecular function: SNARE binding; SNAP receptor activity. Gene Ontology annotation, biological process: intracellular protein transport; vesicle fusion; exocytosis.
UGUCUGCAAUCUGCUUUCUCCAAGAUGAACGACCUUCUCACGGAUUCUUUUGCGGCCCCUGCAAAAAAAGCUUCUAGAGAAGGAGAUGUAGAAUUAGGAACAAAGCUUGCUAGGAAUGCAUCAGAUGUGGGGAUGGAAAGUUUCUUCAAGCAGGUAAGAGAGAUUGAGAAACAAAUUGAGAAGGUCUCUAAGCAUCUUCAAAAGCUUCAAGAUGCCAAUGAGGAAUCUAAGUCUGUUACUAAGGCAUCUACAAUGAAAGCAAUCAAGCAAAGGAUGGAGAAAGAUGUUCAUGAAGUAGGUAGAAUUGCCCGUGGUGUCAAGUUGGAACUUGAAGAAAUUGACAGCGUUAAUUUGGCAAACAGAAAGAAGCCAGGAUGUGAAAAAGGUACAGGUGUGGACCGAUCCAGAACAAUUAUGACAGUUGCUCUGAAGAAAAAGUUGAGGGAAAAGAUGUCUGAGUUUCAGAUGCUAAGACAAACAAUUCGGGAGGGAUAUCGUGAAGUUGUUGAAAGAAGGGUCUUUACUGUUACAGGAACCAAACCUGAUGAAGAGAUGAUUGACCAGUUAAUCGAGACUGGAAAUAGUGAGCAGAUACUGCAUAAAGCAAUCCAGGAACACGGAAGAGGGCAGGUCAUGGACACAUUGGCAGAGAUUCAAGAACGCCAUGAUGCUGUUAAUGAGAUAGACAAGAAGCUCCUUGACUUGCAUCAGAUUUUCCUCGAUAUGGCCGUGUUGGUUGAGGCUCAUGGUGAACUGCUGGACAACAUUGAAACUCAGGUGACAAAUGCAGUGGACCGUGUGCAUUCUGGGACCGAUGCCCUACAAAGAGCCAAAAGCUUGCAGAAGAAGUCCAGGAAGUGUAUGUGUGUUGCCAUUUCCAUCCUAAUAGUAAUUGCAAUAAUUAUUUUGCUUUCAAUAUUAAAGCCUUGGAAAAAAUAAUCAAGUUCUUGCUACUAAAAGAAAUUUGUAUACAAUAAUUGAAUGAAAUUGGAGCAUAAACAAAG